Molecule: messenger RNA, 5671 nt
Organism: Schistosoma intercalatum
Lineage: Eukaryota; Metazoa; Platyhelminthes; Trematoda; Strigeidida; Schistosomatidae
Source: the annotation of a GenBank genome assembly
UAAAGGCGGGUGCGGGUUACAGCUGACUUCGUUAUCCGCAGCGUCUGUACUUGGUAUGUCUCUCCGCUGUCUGAAGGAUUCUAGUUUUGUGUUCGAUGAUGCUUCAUAUAACGAUCUGGAACUAGUUCACUUUCGUCUUACUGAUUCUGCCUUGAAAGAUAUUGAGCAACUUGCUAGCAAUUCAGGAAACCACAAAUUUAGCAUUACGUUCAGUGGGUCCGAAGGAUCAUUUAUUGUUCCUGUCGGGAAAAGCAGCAGCAGAUUUACAUUCAGUACCUCAAGCUUAACAAGUACUCACGAUGAAUCUUUCAAUUGCUUGCGCACCAAAGGAGUUUCAACUCAUUGUCUGGGAAGGAUGGUCUCCAGGAUCACGGUUAAUGCUAAGGAGGAUAGCUUCUCAGCGGCUAAGGAGCGAAUGACACAAUUAGAAGACGAAAACAAAAAGUCUCAGACAAAAGAGAUUAAAUCUGCUAAAUCCAUGGCUUCAAGAACAGCAGCAUCUCAAUCCACUCACAAGCAAGGCAAUCAGGGUGUGAAUUUGAAGGGAAAGGGAAAUGAAAUUUCACCUCAGAACAUAGAUUUCCCUAACGUAGCCAAUCGAGUUCAGUCACAGAAUCCUGUUGGUUGUGGUCCCAGUCCUCCACUAUCUAAUCCAGACGUUUUGGCACGCUCACUGAGAGAACGCAUUAUUCACAUACUGGCAUUACGGCCUUAUCAGCGCCCCGAAUUAUUAUUACGGUUGUCUCGUGAUGGCCUAUCUCAUACCCAGAAAGACCAAAUAUCCGACAUAUUGUCGUCAGUGGGUCGUGUUGGAAGACAGUCGGCAUAUUACCUUAUACCGUCUGUGGUAUCAGAAUUAGAUGAAAACUGGCCAGGUUAUACUGGUGCUGAGAGAAAACGGAUCAUUUCUUUGAAGACUAGUCAGCAGUCUCAAACUCCUCCCAAAUCUCCCACUGACCGAUCUCGAACCGCUUCUCCUGACAACUCGUCCACCCCCUCUGACGACCAGUUUACUCGACGUCCAACACGAGCAAAUGCUCCUUCGGCACCUCAUGCAUUGAGUAAGAAGAUUGCUGCACUAGAUAUGUUGUGUGCAGGUGUGAGUGAUGUGGAAGUUGCCGCCCGUCUGGGAGUAUUCCGUGGACUGUUGGAUCAGUGGCGAGCCAAUGAAUCAGAACUUCGAGAGAAAUUUCGUCGACUCAAUGCAAACACAAAUUCAGCACCCUCAACUCAGAUCUCCAGUUUUAAUCAACAUUCCCAGGUGUAUGAUAAGUCUGUCGGUGUUCGUCACCAAAAUCCUACUAUGUCUACUGCAAAUGAUGUUGUUGGCAGUCAACGUUCUACUUCAACAAAUCCUGGAAAUACAAUUUCUCCCCAUAAACGUGCUAAAUUAGAUGUGCCUAAUACACCCUCUAGUUCUGCUGACCAACAAAUAGACUUAACAUAUUCUACCUCUGAUAAAACUGUUUCAAGAUCAUCCAUUAUGCAUUCAUUUCCAAAUCAAAACAAUGAUGAUCAUAAUAAUCAAACUAAUACUAUUUCUCCUCCACUUCACGAUAAUCCUCACACACUUGAUACGUAUAGUCGUUCAAAUCAACCUUGUACAUAUAAUAUAGCCGGUGGGAGUGAGGGAGAAAGUGCCGAACACACUCCAUUCUCCAAUUCAAGUACUGGUAGCAGUGGUUAUGGUGGUUCAAACAACGGCUUAACUGCCUCUAGUGGAGUAGUAAACAGUAGUAUUAAUAUUGACAAUCGCCGUGAAGGAUUAAUAGGAUCUACAUCUCGAUGCCAUUUGACAAUGUCUGUUCAUUCUGAAUGCUUGUCUAGUCGCUUAAAAGCUGAAGAUCAAUUGUCUAAUGGUAAUACAACAAAUACACCAGCAUAUGGUAUAACUGAACAAGCUUUGUCUCAAAGUAUUGUCGGAACAGAUGGUUUUCAUGUAGUCGAUUUGAGCAGUAAAUUGGCUGAAAUCGACCGGCUUUAUCCAGAAAUCUCAACAUCAGAACAAGCUUCAAUGUAUUUAGCUGAAUUUGAAUGUACCUAUCCAACUUAUCUUCGAAUGUAUCAUUCAUUCUCAGAUAUUUGGAAAACUGUCAGUAAUCUACGAAGUCAAUUAUUAGAAGCCACUAGAACUGAAGGUUUUGAUAGUGCUACUACAACCCAUUUAGCAAAUCAAUUAGAUAAAUUUAUACGUCGUUCUCGUUCACAAAAAUAUCGUGAUGAUGAAAUUCAAUUAACAUUGAUGGUACAUAAAUUACGAUUGUUAAAACAAAGGCUUGCUGUAUCACAACACAACAAUAAUGGUGGUCGUCAUCGUGAUCGCAUUCUACCUGUUACUACUAGUGAUGAUGUAACAGGUGAUAAAAUUGAUCGUCUUCCUAGGAAUAAUAAUAAUAAUAAUAAUAAUAAUAAUAAUAAUAAUAAUAAUAAUAAUAAUAUAAAAUCUAUUUCAAUGAAAUCAUCAUCUAGUAAAGUAUCUUCAAUGUCUAAGAACAAUAUUGCUCAAUCAUCUAAUAAUAAUGAAAAUAAAAAUAGUAGUCGUCUUAUUAAUAAUUGUUAUCGUCAAUUACUAACUGAUUCAAACGAUUAUUCAAGUCUACUCCCAUGUAAUCAAGUUUGAAAGACUACGACUAAAUAAGAAGGAAUAAUACAGCUACAGAUUUUUUUCUUCCUUAUCAUUUUACACCUAUUAACAGUGGUAAAACUUAAUUCUCUCAAAGAUUAUGUAGUGUAUUUGACUCUCUCUCUCCCUCCUCCUUCUCCCCUCUCUCGUUGUCUUUCGGUUAAAUAAGUGUCUCAAUUGUCUUGCCAAUCUUUUAUAUCAGUAGUUGUUUCGUGCCGGCUAUUUCACACUUCUUAUUACUUUUUUUUUUAAAAAAAUGUUGUCAUGAUUGCAUUCAUGAUGUCUGUGGUAUUAACCUAGAGAGUAGUUAGUUGAAUGAUCAUAAAUCCCCUGUAUACAAUAAAUGGAGCAUACACAACAUUGUUCAUUUUGACUGAUAUAUGUAAGAUUUGUUUGUCUCUUUUCUUUGUGUGUGUGUGUUUAUGUUUUGUUUGAUUUUGUCUUUCGUUUUCUCAAUUUAUUUUUUUAAAUUUACAAUAAUCUGUGUUAUGACUGGUGUCCGGAUAUAUACAUAUAUAUGGGGUAUCCUGUCGAACUUAUAUUAACUACUAGUUGUCCAAUAUCUUUCUUCUGCUUUCUUUUUUUUCAAUUACCCUGUGUCUAUUAUCCCUUGUGUUUAGUUACUGACGUAUCCUAUACACAGUUUUCUUUUUACAGUGAAUUAAUGAAACAGAAUACUUAAAAAGAUAAGUCACAUUAUAUUUACACACAAAAAAAAAAUCAAUCAGGAAAGCAUUCCUUCAAUUAAUCUUUGGUACCAAUUUCUCUCUCUCUCUCACUAUAUAUAUAUAUAUAUAUAUAUAUAUAUAUAUAUAUAUAUAUAUAUUGGUGUAUGAAAUAAUGGUGUUGGUGUUGUGACCCAAUUACUGUGACCUUAUUAUAAGUCGAUGUUAUUUUCCAAUUAACAAAACUAUUUGUGAAUAAUCUAUUGUUACUAUGAUCACUAAAUAAGCAUUUCCUAUUCUAAUCUACUCGGAAACAAAACUGAUUUUGAAUAAGUCUAUAAACUCUACUAAUUGACAUAUAUAUUUCAUAUUUUAAAAAAAAAAUGUAGUGAGGCAUUUAUUACCUUACAUUUCAUAAAUAAAUUAAUUAAAAAUUUCUUUUGUCCAUGGUCUUACUAAUAAAAUGUAUUAAGAUGCCUAAUUCUAUAUAUAUAUACAUGAAUUAUAUGUAUAAGAUGCCAAGAUGUAUCUGUAUUAUUUCUUUUCUCUUUUGUUGUUACGGUUGUUGUUGUUGUUGUUAUUAUUAUUAUUGAAAGAUUAGUGAAUUACUUAGUCAGUUUUUUUUUCUCCCAGUUCACCUCUAUAAUAUGUUCGUUGAAAUUAUCGACAUUCAGUAUGUUAUACAGAUAGAUUUAUCCGCUCUGUGACAGUGUGUACACAUGUUUAUUUAUCAUGUAUGUUAUUUUAGAUCUCUAUUUUUCUCUAUUCUAGACUUUAAAUUCCCGUGAUUAUUACAACUGUUUUGCAUUCCAUUAUUAAGCAAUUACAUAUGAAUAGUUGAUUGUAAUUAUGCUUCCCUUGCCCGCCUCCACCGAGUCUUCCUUCCUUCAUAAUGUUCAUAUGUUUGUGUAUGUACAAGAGAGAUAGAGAGAGAGAAGAGAUUUAGUCUUUUUAACAUGUUCUUGUAGUUAUGGUUUAUUGAUCUUCGAUAUUAUUAUUAUUAUUAUUAUUAUCGCUUUUAAUUCAUUUGUCCGGUGACUUGAAGUUUGCUAUCUCUUCACAUUUUCGCGACUACAAAUUCUCAUAAUGAUGUAUGUAUUUACCAAUAACAUUAUUGUUCAUAAUGUCGAAUGGAGUUUAUUUCACUUUUUAUCCUAUUGAUAGUUGGCUUAUGCUGUCUCUCUCUCUCUCUCUCUCUCUCUCUCUGGUAUUCUUCAAUUUCAGUAAGCAUUUCAUCUAAACAGAGUUAAAAAUCUAUUUGUUCACUUAUGAUAAUUGUUGUAUUAUGUCUGUUAAUUCUUUUUCUGUCACUUUUCCUUUCCCUAACAAACGUAUUCUCUUCUUUAUUCCUCAUCUGUUUGUAUUAUUUCAACGCUACGACUACUUCCGUUCACAUGUGUGUGUGUGUGUGUAUUUCCUAUGAAAGUUAAUAACUAUUGUAAUUUGUUGUGAUGUAAUUAAUCGGUCUUUCAUAGCGCAUUAUACUUAUUAUGUUAAUAAUGCAACAGUUAAAAUCUACUUAAUCAGAAUUUACGAAGACAGUCCAAAACGUUCACAAGCCCAGAACAAAUUACUUGUCAGCUGACUAUCGACUUUCCCAUCGAAUCGUCAAAGAGUGGAAUUCACUACCUCAGCACGCGGUUGAGGCUCCGUCCGUCGACUCUUUCAAAAGAAAGUUGGAUCAACUGAGAGACCACCAUUUCCAGGACUAACACAGGCCAUCAAGCUUCCUGUCCUUUCCAAACUGAAACUGAUAUCCAACAUAAAACGUGACACAUAUGCGUCAGCUCGAAUUGUCAUAACAGCGGGAUGAAAGCAUCAAGACAAAUCACAGAGUAGUGGAAGUGGCAGCAAUAUUGGGAGUAGUAGACAAUAAUGAGUGUAGAAAAAGGAAGUUAUAAGAUUUUAGUGUUCAGAAACUAAGGAAGGACGAAGAAUGAAUACAUCUGCACCACUACUUAUAACUCAAUAUUUAUCGCUUUUUACAGAAAAACAAAGCAAAUAAAACAAUUUUUCGUCAUUUAUGCACUCGUCAGCACGUGCAUAUAAUCAAGGAGCUUCUUUACAGUUAUUACUUUGAUAUGCCUCAGAUCGUAAUGAAGUUUUAUUAAAGAAGUUAAAAGAUUUUAUUAUUAAUAAUGAAACAACCUUUCCUAACCUUUAUCCAGUUAAUGGGUUUUUACUGUUAUCUUUAUGUUCGAUUCAGAAAAUAUCCUCUCUAGUUUAUAAAUAUUCGUUCUUUUUCAGGACUUGACUUAUUUUUAUUUACUGGAUUUAUAUAAUCGGAUUAGAGCAUACAAUUGUCAAUUAUCAUUUAUGCAUAAAAUUGUGUCAUUUAUACUUUUCAUAUUUUCUUAAUUGUCCUAAACUUAUAUUGCCCCAG